CAUAUUUAGUUAGCAGUCGAACGUUGCGCUUCGCGGUUGCAUAUUCGCUUCAAUAGCAAUUUUCUUAUUUUCAUACUUUGCUUGGGUGCUUAUUUUAAUACAUCAUACAAAAAAAAAAAAAAACAGUAAACAGAAAAACAAAUCAGCUUAAAAAAGCCAAAAGAAGUAGAAGGCGCAGUUAAAGAAAAAAAAACAUCGUUCGGCGAAGCUUGUGCAUGAUCGUAUGUGCACACCAUUAUACCCUGGGCUAAAUACAUACAAUGUACAUAUAAAAAAGCCAGACGUUUGGUCGUGAUCGACGCUUGCGCGCCUGCGCAAUCUCACAUUCAACAACUGAAUACUCACGUUCACACAACAAGCAAAAUAAAAAAAAGCACAAACUUUCGGUCUCAAGCGCGCUGAAUACAUCUGAACGCCACAGAAACAGUCAGCGUCUGCUCGCGUAAGCACGCAUGCGCCGCAAUACUUUCGCUUUUUGCAUAUCGUCCAUUGGCUUUGCCAGUCGUCAAUCGGUUUUUUUUUUUAAAUAGUCUGUGCGCGCUUCAACUUCACGCAGCGUUUUAAAUAUAAAUUAUCCUACCGCAGCGUAUCCUUUGAACGUUCAAUAGCCGUAUCUUUUGUGUAUGUGUGCGCGCGCGCCUUUUUUCUAUUUGUGCGUGUACUAAAAUCGCAUGCAAUUAUUCGUAAACUUUCAGUUUUGUGUUUCGCGAUUAUGCCACAGCCUGCGUAAUGCUGAUUGGCGAACGGAACACCUACAAAUCCUACAUUAUCGGUUAUAAUCUUUUUGGCAAGACGUUGAACACGCGCACUAGCGCUUAGCGUAGUUUUUGGAAAUUCAUUCGAAUUCUAAGCCAAAAAAAAUAUUGUUCGUAAAAAUUUUAAGUUAAGCUGUGUUGCUGCGACCAACAACGUUUCAUUCCUCGUUUAGUUCGUUAAUGAAUAAGAAUAAAAUUCACAAAGUGCCAAAUAUUUAAGCAUUUUAAUUAUAAAAGAAAUAUUUAUCUACUAAAAUAAAGAGCAAAACAACGAAUAUUUUAAUUUAUUUAACAAUUUAAUAUUUAAGUAAAACUCUAUAAGCAACCACCUACGUUUAAGAGCAAACACAUUCUGUACCUUAAUAUAAUAAAUAUCCUGUGUGACGACGAGUGCGGUGCGUUAAAUUUUUUUUUUUUGGAAAAGGACAUAAAAUCCUUGAGAGAGAGAGAGAGCGAAAAACGUGAAUUUAAAAAUGGGAAAACAACGCCUUGGCAUUGGAUUAUUAUUGUGCUGCCUCCUUGCUGUGGCACACGCACUACGCACCCCAGAUGACCUGCAAGCCAAUGCUCAGACCGCACUUCGUCUCGAGCGUGCACGCUCAUUGCAACCUUGCAAUCAAACAGAUACCGAAAUCUGCCCACCGAGCAAGUAUCGCCAACCGACCGGCGAAUGUAAUAACGUCUCGCAUCGUAAAUGGGGUGCACGCGGUGACGUACUGCUGCGUCUCAUCACGCCCGACUAUGCUGAUGGCAUCAGCCAACCGCGCACAUCGCAUGGCACUCACGCGCUACCCGAUGCGAGCAGCAUUAUCGAUCAGCUGCAAAAUCAUGUCGACGCCGAACUGCGGCAUCAGCACAUCACUGCUAUGCUGCCCGCAUGGGGACAAUUCCUCGCCAAUGACUUGUACGAAGUGAGUCAGGUGUCGACAAGCGCAAAGUGUUGCAAUGAAAAUGCCAACGCUAAGAAUCCGGAAGAGCUAGAGCAAUGCUAUGUGCGACGUGGCGUCGAUUGCAAGGAGUACAAGCGCUCAGCGCCUGGCUAUGAUGCGGAAGCGUGCGGAAAGCGUCAACGCGAGCAAAUGAAUGUAGCCUCCUCGUAUAUCGAUGGUUCUGGUCUGUAUGGCGCUACCGCCAGGGAUAUGCAGGACUUGCGCACCUACAUUAGUGGUGGCGUCAAAGUUGGUUCAUGCAAAUAUUGUCAGCUGACCAGCGCUACUGGGGCACUGCAUCGUGCUCUGCUGCAGGAACACAACAAUAUUGGCGAGCAGUUGGCACAUUUAAACGCCGAUUGGUCGGAAGAGGAUGUCUUCUUAGAGGCGCGACGCAUUGUGACUGCACAAAUUCAGCAUAUUACCUACAGUGAAUUCUUGCCGUUGGUUUUGGGUCAGGAGACAACUGCCAAAGAUGGCUUGAAACUCACUGCCGAAAAGCACUCAUCGAACUACUCGAGCACCAAUCAUGCGGGCGUUUAUAAUGAAGUCGCAAAUAGCGCCUUCCCCGCUUUCCUCACCAUGUAUCCACCAGAGAUGAUCUCGCAUUCCAUGUCCGCCACUCAGUUGCUUUCAGUGGCUGCGCUGCAGAAGUCUCUUAUCCCCGCGAUCAAGAAUGAGGACGGUUGGACCGAAGUCGCUUUAGCCAUACACCGUGGUCGUGAUCAUGGCAUUCCUUCCUACCGCCAUGCUUUGGAUUUGUGCCAGGAACAAUACUCAGAAUCGGACUCGGCGAAUAUUACCUUCGAAACGUUGGCUAAAAUUUCGAAUAUUCCAGAGGAGCACAUCACCAGUUUGCGAGACAUCUACCAAAGCGCCGAUGAUGUGGAUUUGUUGGUGGGCGCUCUGCUCGAGGACCCCGCCGUUGGCGCGCUCUUCGGUCCCACCAUUACCUGUCUGCUUACACGUCAAUUCGAGCUGUUGAAGAAGUCUGAUCGUUUCUGGUAUGAAAACGAUAUUCCUCCUUCAUCAUUUACUUUGGAACAGCUGAAAAGCAUCAGACAAACUACGCUUGCUGGCCUACUCUGCACCUCAAAUCAGGUGGAGAAGGUACAAUCGAAGGCUUUCAUACGCGAAGAUAACUUCUUAAACUCCGUACUCGACUGCGACCAAAUCGCCACAUUAGAUCUGCGUCCAUGGCGAUCAAGUACCGAAGUAGAUGAGAUGCAUGAACACGUCGAAAUGGAGCCUGAAGUGAAAGAGGCAAUCAGCGAAAUCAAUAUUGAACUUUUGGAAGCUGCCGUAGAACGCGCAAAGGUAGAACUAGAGGAACGCAAACGUUUCGAAUAUGAGUCCUGGCUAGCGAAUGGCGGCAUCAGCGCCAGGUCACCCGAUGGUGUGGCCGCCUCCUUCAGCAAGGCUAACCGCAAUGCGCUCGCGCUCGCUAACUCUUCGCUCAUGUUCGAAUUGACUUCGAAUGAAAUUUUGAAUACACUCAACUCCAUUAAUCGUCGCAAACGUCAAACUUUUGACAGCAACUUCAAUCGCAAUGAACUUUCAGAAACUCUACAAACAAUCGACAUUAAUGCUAUACUUGGCGGCACCACCCAGCAAGUCAGCAGCGAUUGCGAUGAUCCACCAAUUUCGUGCGAUACCUCUUCACCCUUCCGCAGCGUCACCGGUUACUGUAAUAAUUUACGCAACCCGAACUGGGGCAAGUCGUUGACCACAUUCUCGCGUCUGCUGCCCUCCCAAUAUGACGAUGGCAUCUCCAAGGUACGUCUACUCUCGGUCACCGGUAGCCUGCUGCCGAAUCCACGCGCCAUCUCGACUGUCAUUCAUCCGGAUAUCUCCAACUUGCACACGCGCUACUCCCUCAUGGUCAUGCAGUUUGCUCAAAUCCUCGAUCACGAUCUUACAAUGACUCCCAUCCAUAAGGGUUUCCAUGAAUCCAUACCCAGCUGUCGUCCUUGCAAUUCACCACAAACUGUGCAUCCUGAGUGCAAUCCAUUCCCGGUGCCACCGGGCGAUUACUUCUUCCCCGAAGUGAAUGUGACGAGCGGUGAACGUUUCUGCUUCCCGUCGAUGAGAUCGCUGCCCGGUCAAUUGGCUUUGGGUCCACGUGAGCAGGUCAAUCAGAAUACGCACUUCUUGGAUGCCUCUAUGGUCUAUGGUGAGAACCAUUGUGUGGUUAAUAAGCUGCGUGGUUUCGGCGGUCGCUUGAACUCCACCAUCCGUUCGUUUGGCAAGGAAUUGCUGCCCCAAUCCAAUUCGCAUCCCGAGUGCAAAUCGCGCAAUGGUCUCUGUUAUAUUGCUGGUGAUGAACGCGCUUCCGAACAGCCAGGUCUCACUGCUCUCCAUACCAUAUUCAUGCGUGAACACAACCGCAUUGUCGAAGGACUACGUGGCGUGAAUCCACACUGGAAUAGCGAUCAAUUGUUCUUCCACGCGCGUCGCAUACUCACCGCCGAGUGGCAGCAUAUGGUGUUCAAUGAAUUCUUGCCCCGCGUGCUCAGUUGGAACGCUGUGAAUUUGUAUGGCUUGAAAUUACUGCCUCAAGGCUACUACAAGGACUACAAUCCCUCAUGCAGUCCGAUUAUUUUCAAUGAAUUCGCUGCUGCCGCCUUCCGUAUUGGCCAUUCACUGCUGCGUCCACACAUACCACGCUUGAGUGUGAACCACCAACCUGUCGACCCACCACUGCUGUUGCGCGAUGGUUUCUUCCGCAUGGAUGCUAUCCUGCAGCCCGGCAUCAUUGACGAAAUUUCGCGUGGUCUAGUCGCCACUCCCAUGGAAACUUUGGAUCAGUUCAUUACCGGCGAAGUUACUAAUCACUUGUUCGAAGACCGCAAGAUUCCCUUCUCCGGCAUUGAUCUUAUCGCGCUCAAUAUUCAGAGAGCACGUGAUCAUGGCAUUCCCAGCUACAACAACUAUCGCGCUCUUUGCAAUCUGAAACGUGCCGCUACCUGGAGCGAUCUUAGCCGCGAAAUGCCAAAUGAAGUUAUUAAUCGUUUCAAGAAAAUCUAUGCUUCCGUCGAUGAUAUUGAUCUCUUCCCUGGCGCUAUGACCGAACGUCCGUUGCAAGGUGGUUUGGUUGGUCCUACAUUGGCUUGCAUUAUUGGCAUACAAUUCCGCCAACUGCGCAAGUGUGAUCGUUUCUGGUAUGAAAACGCUAAUUCUGAAGUACGUUUCACCGAGGCACAACUUGCUGAAAUUCGUAAGGUGACAUUGGCGAAAUUCAUUUGCGAAAACUUGGAGAUUCCUGGCGAUAUGCAACGUGCUGCUCUCGAUCUGCCCAGUAACUUCCUCAAUCCACGUGUGCCCUGCUCUUCCAUGCCGCAAAUCGAUCUAAGUCUGUGGCGUGAAAAUGUGCAAGGCUGUCAGAUAGGCAAUAGACAUGUGCGCGUUGGUGAAUCCGCAUUCCCAUCACCCUGUACCAGCUGUGUGUGCUCAGCCGAAGGCCCACAAUGCGCCUCGCUACGCAUUACCGAUUGCGGCCAACUGAUUCGUCAAUGGCCCAAAGACGCCAUUCUACGUGAUGAAGUAUGCAACUCACAGUGUGGCAUCUAUUUGAAUGGCAACGGCAAUGGCGGCAACUUUGCGCAGGCGCGUCAAGCCUCAGUACAAGCACCGGUGCGUGUGCAACGUUCACGACCACAAAAUAUUUUCAAAUUCCCCGAUUUGACACCGUUCAUAGCGUCUUUGUAGAUGCGCGGCAGAAGAUGAUAUCAGCAAGGAAACCUACAUAUACAUACAUACAUACAUACUAUAUAGAGGAAGUAGCAGAAAAUGUCAGAAAGUCAAACACUUUUUGAUAGACGCUAUUUAGUGUAUUAAGUUAAGAUAAAAUAAAGUAAAAAAACACAGAAAUUUUGCA
Rhagoletis pomonella (apple maggot) is the source of this 5561-nucleotide messenger RNA. RefSeq lists its product as uncharacterized. The coding region runs from base 1229 to 5392 and encodes 1387 amino acids. Lineage: Eukaryota; Metazoa; Arthropoda; Insecta; Diptera; Tephritidae. The record is from RefSeq and is a predicted model, not a curated record. The transcript has 13 exons. Gene Ontology annotation, molecular function: peroxidase activity; heme binding. Gene Ontology annotation, biological process: response to oxidative stress.